UGUGACGUGGCGUGACACGCCAUGUCCCGGCGCACUGAAAGAUCUCACCCUCUGCAGCAACAAUGGGAUUCCACCCGGACACACAGACGAUGAACAACAAAGGCAAAGCAGUCGCCGUCUCAAGCCCCAACAUCAACGACAUCGACGACGACAACGUUAACAUCGGCGUAGACGACUUGGAUUUGGACGACGACAACAACCACAGAAGUAGUGGCGUCUCUUCGACUUCCAUCAGAUUCUCGUCCCGCAACACUUCCUCCAAAUACGACUUUGUCAAGGUGAAGGUCUGGCUGGGUGAUAAUGCAGAUCACUACUAUGUUCUUUCCAGAUUUUUGCUCAGUCGAAUGUUGACUGUCACUAAGAUCCCGAAUUAUGUAGCGAUUAAAAUCGCGCUGGAGCUCAAGAAGCUGCUGAUUGACAACAGCCUGCUAGAUGUGUAUGCUGUCUCCACAUUGAUUCUUUUUUGUUAUUCUGAUUUUUCUUGUUGUUGUUUGGAUUUGUAUAAAUGGUUUCGCUUUUGGGUUCACCUGAUGCGUUGCAGUUCGCAGUCCGAUUUGGAAGUGAAUUUGUUUAAGCUUAUGGAACGAAGGGGUUAUGGGGAAGAGUACAUAAAUCGGUACAAGAUGAUGACCAGAUUUCACCAUCAACGAGUACCAUUGGUUAUUCUUGUAUGUGGAACUGCCUGUGUUGGAAAGUCGACCAUUGCUACCCAACUUGCACAAAGACUAAAUUUGCCUAAUGUCUUGCAGACAGAUAUGGUAUAUGAAUUGUUGCGCACGUCAACAGAUGCACCAUUGACAUCUACUCCUGUAUGGGAACGAGACUUCAGCUCCUCCGAGGAGUUAAUUACUGAAUUUUGUAGGGAAUGCAGGAUUGUCCGUAAAGGAUUGGCUGGUGAUUUGAAGAAAGCUAUGAAAGAUGGAAAGCCAAUAAUAAUAGAGGGAAUACAUUUGGAUCCAAGCAUUUAUUUAAUGGAAGAUGAUAAUAAAACACAAGCACAAGAGAAAACUCAGGAGGCAGACCCAGUUGCAGUAGAUGGUACCAAAACACAGAUGGAAAACAGUUCUCCAAUUAUAAGCGGAAGUUCUUCUGAAGUUUUCAACAGUGCUGCACAUGUCAGCUGCGAAGAAGGGACACCAACUAACAAGGUGGACAAAGUCUUGGACCACCUGGAAGCUAUUGACCUAGCCGGAAAUGUUUCUGAGGAAAAAGGUGAAAGUGUUACUGAUCCAGAGUUGAGUAAACGUACUUCUGUUAAGAAAGAGAAGUCUGGUACCGAACCAAUUAUUAUACCUCUAGUUUUGAAGAUGGCUGAGUUUGAUCAUAAGGCAUUACUAGAAGAGGUGAUCUCGACUCGUACAUUUAGUGAUAAAUCUAUAAUCCAGGAUAAAGAUAAGCUAAUACGCAACUUAAAGACCAUCCAGGAUUAUCUUUGUUCAUUCAAUUCGCAGGGAUUGACAGUCGUCAAUAUAUCAUCAACCACAUUUCCGCAAACACUGGAUUGGCUGCAUGGGUAUCUUCUUGAGUGUAUAGAGCAUGGUAUUUCAUCAGUGUCCAAUGGAAAUAGUAGGCGGCCUGCGGAAAGUUAGACUGCAUUCCGAUGUUAGCUGAAGGCUGAGCUGGGGAAAAGAACCAGUAACGGUUAUGAAACAGUGAUCGGCUGGACGAUAAAGAUCAGCCGAUAAAGAUCAAAUGUCGGGAAACAAAACGGAGAACAAAUACUUAUAAGCACCUUUGCAGCAGCAGCAGCUUGCAGAGCAAAUUUCUACUUGCAUUACUUGUUCUUUGAUACGAGACGCCAGAUUUCAACCAAAUGCAGCCUCUUUAAUGCAUCCAAGACUUCACCAAAAUUCAAUUUUUCGAUACGAGAUACCAAGUUUCGGAUAAGUUGUUGUCUUCGUAUUGUACGUAUGUAAAAUCAGUCAUUAAGUUGUUGUCUUAGUAGUGUUCGUAUGUAUAACUUAAGGGAUACUGUAUUUAACAUGAUGUUCUUAACCACUUUUUCGACGAUCGACCUUUGGACAGCGACAGUUAUAUGUGCAUCUUCUUCGCCUUUUCUGUGUAUAUAUCAACAAAGAGACGCAAUAAAUUGUCCAUCGAGUAA
Molecule: messenger RNA, 2104 nt
Organism: Malus domestica (apple)
Lineage: Eukaryota; Viridiplantae; Streptophyta; Magnoliopsida; Rosales; Rosaceae
Source: RefSeq, a predicted model, not a curated record